AUGUCGGAUUACUGGAAAGCAUAUAAUUGUUUGAACAACGAGGGCUUCCAACAUCUGAAGGUCAAUCAUUCGAUUGAGUUUGUGGAUUCUGAUACUGGAGCACACACAAACACAAUCGAAAGUUCGUGGCGGCAUGCAAAGGCUUCUCUUCCACAAUACCGAAGAGAAAAAUCGUUUUUUGGUGGUUACUUAGCCAAAUAUAUGUUCAUGAAAAUGUGCAAAUCCGCACAUUUAGAUCCAAUAAUUGAAUUUUUUAAAUAUGCCGAACAGCUCUAUUCUCCUCUUGAAGACUUGUCAGAUGGAAGUGAAAAUGACGAAGAUGAAGAUGAAGAUGACGGUGACAUCGACUUCAACAAUAUUUCUGAAGUCGAUGCUGGAGUCGGAAGUGAGGGUGAAAAAGUUCUCGAUCGAAAUUGUUCAAAAUAUAAAUUUUUCUUCAUGGCAUCUGAUAAUACAAUUGGAAAAGUGAAAGAAGAACUAAUAAACGAUGAUCAAAUAUUACCUUAUGCAGAUAAUAGUACCGAUCGAAUAUUGGCCUAUCUUGUGUCUAUCGAAGGGAGUACAACAUCGGGAGGCGAUCGCUCUUCUACAGCUAGCGGUCGAAAACAUCAGUAUAAACAACAACGAAUAAUUGACGAUGAUGCAUUGACCACAACAAUGAAUAAUUCAUCGCUCAUUCAACAGCCAAGAUUACAACGAAAUUCUCGUCGAUAUCAUUCAGAAGAUGACAGGUAUUCAACUAUUACAGAUUCAACAACAGUGUCAUGUCGAUAUCAUGGAAGAGAUCGUCAACGAAGAAGAAAACACCGGUUGCCAGCAGCUAUUGAUCGUGCUUCAUCAUUCAGUAGUCUCAAUUCAGAUUCGACAAUGAUAUUAAACAUCAUUACUGUAACAUUAAACUUAGAUUCUGUGAAUUUUCUUGGCAUAAGUAUUGUCGAACAGAGUGACAAGAAUGGAAUGAGUGAUGGAGGAAUUUAUAUUGGAUCUACUAUGAAAGGUGGAGCUGUUGCUCACGAUGGCCGUAUUGAACCCGGCGAUAUGAUUUUGCAAGUAAAUGAUAUUAGUAUUGAAAAGCUUUCAAAUGAUGAUGCUGCUCGUCCAGUUGAUCCUCUCUCUUGGCUUGCGCAUAAUCAGGCUGUUACAAAUACAUUUAAUCCUCAAGUAAGGCAAUCGUUACAACACCAUAAUUCAACAACAAAUAUGAAUUCAUCUAUAUCACCGGGAAGCAAUACAUUAGCUGAUAAUGAAAGAUAUGCUUUGGAUCUAAAUUUAACAGUAAAUAGUGAUAUGGAUACAAUAUUAAGAGCAAUGACAGAAAAAGAUUCUGGUCUAGAUAUUCGAGACCGUUCGGAUCUUGUAAAUUGGCUAUAUGAACAUGUUGAAGGGUUUAUUCAACGUAAUGACGCUCGAAAAUACGCCAGUAGCAUGUUGAAAGCUGGUUAUAUUCGACAUACAGUUAAUAAAUUAACAUUUAGUGAACAAUGUUAUUAUGUUUUCGGAGAUUUAUAUACGCAAGGUAUAUCCCAACUAACAUUAGAUGAAGAACCGGAAGAUUAUGAAUCUGUAUUAGAAAAUGAUCGUGAUACAUUGGCUCCAUUAAAACCAACAACAUACGGUGAUUCAUCAUGUUCAAAAGAUGCUCUUAGUGUUAAAUCAUCAUCAAGAAGUAGUACAACAUUGGAUAUUGAUAGUUUGAAAUUAUCAUCGAAACAAAAACAACAGAAACAACAACAACAUCACCAUCAUAAUUCAACGUUAAAUAAUUCUAGACAAUUAGAAUCUGUACCAAAUCAGUUACGUUCAAGUAAAGAAUCAUUUCUGCAAGCAAUGGCUCAUCCAUGUAAACUUUUUGUCGAUGAGGAACAAGUAAUAUUUCAUCCUGAUUGUCCAUUUAACAAUUGUAUAUGGAAAUGUAGUAAAGAGAGUACAACGAUUACACAAUCGGAUGCAUCAAUUUCUCAUUAUUCAGAUAUAAAUCCAGAACAAAUACAAACAUUUCUUGAAAAACGAUCAAUCAAUGAAAUCUAUAUAUUAUGGAUAGAUGAAGCACAUAAAGAUGUUCAUCAUUUAGAUGAAUAUAAAUUUAAUUAG
Messenger RNA from Didymodactylos carnosus, 2091 nucleotides. NCBI's taxonomy places the organism in Eukaryota, Metazoa, Rotifera, Eurotatoria, Philodinida, Philodinidae. The record is from the annotation of a GenBank genome assembly.